AUGUUGAACAAGACGGUCCUCGCCUCCUCUUUGCUCUUUGCCCUUCUCUUCAAUGUUGCUACCGCCUUCAAGUGCGUUGAUGACAAGCAAUGCAAUACUUGGUGCGUAAACUAUGAUGAUGCUCUCGCUGGUUACUGUCGUAAGGGUGGAGGAUGCAUUUGCGUUUUGAACGAAGAGUGCAAGCUUGACGUACGCGGCCGGAGCAGCAACAGGAAUGGUGGUGCUGGUGUUGGAAGACUUUUGAAUGGCGAGGAGGAACGACUUGCUCAUGUUGCUGAUAACGACGACCAGAAUGCGUAUUAUACGACCGAUGAUGGAUCCUGGAUAUCGAUUCGACGUUGA
Lichtheimia ornata is the source of this 342-nucleotide messenger RNA. RefSeq lists its product as uncharacterized. The coding region runs from base 1 to 342 and encodes 113 amino acids. NCBI's taxonomy places the organism in Eukaryota, Fungi, Mucoromycota, Mucoromycetes, Mucorales, Lichtheimiaceae. The transcript is spliced from 2 exons. The record is from RefSeq and is a predicted model, not a curated record.